Medicago truncatula (barrel medic) is the source of this 1733-nucleotide messenger RNA. Its product is annotated as shewanella-like protein phosphatase 1. Bases 88 to 1290 code for a protein of 400 amino acids. The transcript has 10 exons. Gene Ontology annotation, molecular function: hydrolase activity. The record is from RefSeq and is a predicted model, not a curated record. NCBI's taxonomy places the organism in Eukaryota, Viridiplantae, Streptophyta, Magnoliopsida, Fabales, Fabaceae.
ACUAUUUCUCUCGUUUUCUCGUAAUUUUGUUAUUCUUUGAGAGUAAAUGGGAACAUAACAAUAUCAUAUCAUCAUAAAAUCAAUACAAUGGCAUCACUAUGUAUGAACUCCACAGUACCACUCUCACCAUCUUCUCAUCCUCGUAACAACACCACUCUUUCUUCUUCUUCUUCUUUGCUUGUUGAUAACAACAACAAUAUUCAUAGUAAUAGCCUUAAAACAACAUCAAGUAAUUUGAAACCUAUUGUUGUUAUUGGUCACCCUCCUACUUUUGUUUCUGCUCCUGGUCGCACUAUUCUCGCUGUUGGAGAUUUACAUGGAGAUCUUAAGCAAGCUAGAUAUGCACUUGAAAUGGCUGGUGUGUUGAGCUCUGAUGGUCAAGACUUGUGGACUGGUGGCGAAAAUGUGUUGAUUCAACUUGGAGAUAUAUUAGAUCGAGGUGAAGAUGAAAUUGCUAUCUUGUCCUUGCUGCGAUCAUUGGAUAAACAAGCGAAAUCAAAAGGUGGAGCUGUGUUUCAGGUAAAUGGAAACCAUGAAACCAUGAAUGUGGAAGGGGAUUUCAGAUAUGUUGAUUCUGGAGGAUUUGACGAGUGUAGUGAUUUUGUGGAAUAUAUCAAUAAUUCUGAAGAUGACUGGGAAGAAACAUUUACUGGUUGGGUUGAUGUAUCUGAGACAUGGAAAGAAGAUCGAACAAAGUCAAGAAGUCAUUGGGGACCUUGGAAUUUAGUGAAGAGACAAAAAGGAGUCAUUGCCCGAUCAAUCCUCUUUCGGCCUGGUGGGCCACUGGCAUGUGAGCUUGCAAGGCAUGGUGUUGCACUCAAGGUUAAUGACUGGGUCUUCUGUCAUGGCGGCCUUCUUCCUCACCAUGUUGCAUAUGGUUUGGAGCGGAUGAACAAAGAAGUGUCUGAGUGGAUGAGAGAUCCAAGUGAGAAUGACAGUACUAUCCAAAUCCCUUUCAUUGCCACUAGGGGUUAUGACAGUGUUGUUUGGAAUCGGUUAUACUCAAGAGACUCACCAGAUUUGAUGGAUUAUGAGGCUAAACAGGUAUGUUCCGUUCUUGAAGAAACGCUGCAAGCAGUUGAUGCUAAGGCAAUGGUGGUUGGACAUACUCCUCAAACUAUUGGGGUAAAUUGUAAAUACAACUGUAGCAUAUGGCGUGUAGAUGUUGGAAUGUCCAGCGGAGUCCUUAAUUCAAGACCAGAGGUUCUAGAAAUUAUAGACGAUAAAGCCAGAGUUAUAAGGAGCAAAACGGACAGAUACAGUGAACUUCAGGCGGCUGCAUAUACUUGAAAGACAAGCAAAUGAUGUAACAGGCAUACAGGAGUAAAGAGCAACAUCGGCAAAUUAUUGGAUAGCCGUCGACUUAUUCUAUGGUCACUUAGUUGUUUGCUUCACAUGCAACUUGUGAAGACUCCAGCAGCAGACCCAUUUUAGCGGUUCAAAUGAUUUUGUAUCAUAUCAUUUGUGAUACAAUUUGAAGACAGGUAUAUUUUAUAAGUUAGAUGUAGCCUGUGAAUGACAUGAAAGUUGAAAGCAAGGUGAAAAUAGGAUGCACUGGAAUAAAGACGGGAAAAUAGGUAAGAUGGGGAGGGUAAAUAAUAAAAAUACUAUACUAUGUCAAUUAUAUUAUUACAAUUAUAUUGACUAGUACCUAAAUUGCUCCAUUGUUUUUUUUUGCUUCUUAUAAACUUCACUUGCUUGCAUCAAAUAUGGCUUCUGUAGUAACACCCCAA